Messenger RNA from Fraxinus pennsylvanica, 1968 nucleotides. The record is from the annotation of a GenBank genome assembly. NCBI's taxonomy places the organism in Eukaryota, Viridiplantae, Streptophyta, Magnoliopsida, Lamiales, Oleaceae.
AUGUGCAUAGACCUGAUGAGUAGGGAUGCAACUCUAUGGUUCAUGAACUGCUUGUCGGGCUUGACAGGUGGAGGUAUCAUACCCUUCUCAAAGGAACCGAAUGAUGAAGAUAGAUGCUAUCCCCACACUGCCACGUCAUCUACUUUUCAUUCACAUCCACUGCACUUUCUUUCCAUUAGAGUAUACUGUGAAUUUCUUCAAUCUGAAUUGUCUUGUAUUGGUGAAAUAUGUGCACCUAGAGAUAUCUAUGUUAAAGAAACUGAAAAUGUGAAAGCAGCAGCUGAGAUUGCAGUGUUCUCACCUGCUCAUUCUGACAGUGAAGAAGGGGAAAUAAUAGAUGAAUUGAAUCAGUUAGCAAGGGAUAAUGAAGUUGGUAUUACUAGACUGUCCAGGGUGUCGGUGCAAUUUUUACCCCCUGAUGGCUCGAGAACUGUGAAGGUUCCAGCUGGGAAUUAUGAAUUGCGCUACUCGUUUUUGUCUCAGAGAGGAUAUUACCCUGAUGCUCUUGAUAAGGCUAACCAAGAUAGUUUUUGCAUUCACACUCCGUUUGGUACAAGCCUGGAUUUUCAUUUCUUUGGUGUAUUUGAUGGACACGGGGAGUUUGGAGCUCAAUGCUCAAAUUUUGUGAAGCAGAAAUUAUGCGAAAAUUUGCUUAGGAAUAGUCAAUUCCACGUGGAUGCAGUUGAAGCUUGUCAUGCUGCUUUCUUGGCAACAAAUUCACAGUUGCAUGACGAUGUCUUAGAUGAUAGCAUGAGUGGAACAACUGCAAUCACAGUUCUAGUUCGUGGUAAGACACUUUAUGUUGCCAAUGCAGGUGAUUCGAGAGCUCUUAUAGCUGAGAGAAGAGGGAACAAUAUUGUCUCUGUGGACCUAUCAAUUGAUCAAACUCCUUUCCGGCCUGAUGAACUUGAACGUGUGAAGCUUUGUGGAGCAAGAGUUCUCACUUUGGAUCAGAUUGAAGGACUCAAGAACCCAGAUGUGCAGUGCUGGGGCACUGAAGAAGACGAUGAUGGUGAUCCUCCUAGAAUAUGGGUGCAAAAUGGGAUGUAUCCUGGUACAGCAUUUACAAGAAGUAUAGGUGAUUCCAUUGCCGAGACAGUAGGUGUUGUAGCAAACCCAGAAAUUGUUGUUUUGGAGCUCACUUCAAAUAAUCCGUUCUUUGUGAUUGCCAGUGAUGGGGUAUUCGAGUUUCUUUCCAGCCAAACUGUGGUGGAGAUGGUUGCAAAAUACAAGGAUCCCCGAGAUGCUUGUGCUGCAAUAGUUGCUGAAUCCUAUCGCCUUUGGCUACAAUAUGAAAUUCGUACGGAUGACAUUACUGUGAUAGUUGUGCAUAUAAAUGGAUUAAAUGAUGCUGCUUCUUGUCAAUCAAUGAGUUCUGAUACAGUUUUAAGACCCCCUGUGCCUCAAGUUGUCGAUGUAUCAGGAUCAGAGUCUCCUUCACUUAUGAACUGGAACACUAGAAACCACCAUGCAAGGCAUGAUAUAUCACGGGCACGACUCCAUGCUAUUGAAAGUUCUCUAGAGAAAGGGCAAGUUUGGGUUCCUCCUUCUCCAGCCCACAGAAAGACUUGGGAAGAAGAAGCUCAGAUUGAACAGGCACUGCAGCAUCAUUUUCUUUUCAGAAAACUUACGCACUCUCAGUGUCAUGUUUUGUUGGAUUGCAUGCAAAGAGUAGAGGUUCAAGCAGGAGACAUUGUUGUGAAACAGGGUGGAGAAGGUGACUGUUUCUAUGUUGUUGGCUGUGGAGAAUUUGAGGUCUUGGCAACUGAGGAAGAGAAAAAAGAAGCGCCUAGGGUUCUACAACGAUACACUGCAGAGAAGUUAUCAUCAUUUGGAGAGCUGGCACUGAUGUACAAUAAACCCCUGCAAGCUUCUGUUCGUGCUGCGACCAAUGGAACUUUAUGGGCACUUAAAAGAGAAGAUUUUAGGGAGAUUCUUAUAUUCUCUCUCAGAGGUGUCUUUCUCUGA